Molecule: messenger RNA, 841 nt
Organism: Nelumbo nucifera (sacred lotus)
Lineage: Eukaryota; Viridiplantae; Streptophyta; Magnoliopsida; Proteales; Nelumbonaceae
Product: large ribosomal subunit protein uL23
Biological process (GO): translation
Cellular component (GO): ribosome
Molecular function (GO): rRNA binding; structural constituent of ribosome
Source: RefSeq, a predicted model, not a curated record
ACCUGGCCCGACUUGCAUCCCCUAUAUAUGUUCAUCCUCGACGUCUCAACUCAAACCCUAGAAAGCUUGAACGGCCGCGGCAGAACAGACGCCCCGUCUCGUCCAGGUUUGACUACUUCGGGUGGAGGGAGUUGCUUUAGUUACCAAUGGCGCCUCCUGCUAAAGCUGCCACCACUAAGAAGGCUGAUCCCAAGGCACAGGCCUUGAAGGCUGCCAAAGCCGUGAAAUCAGGUGCUUCAUCCAUAAAGAAGAAGACAAAGAAGAUUAGAACAUCAGUUACAUUUCAUCGGCCAAAGACAUUGAAGAAGGACAGGAACCCUAAGUACCCUCGCCUUAGUGCACCACCAAGGAACAAGCUUGACCAUUAUCAAAUACUCAAAUAUCCCCUAACGACAGAAUCUGCAAUGAAGAAAAUUGAAGACAACAACACACUGGUUUUCAUUGUUGAUAUCCGUGCAGAUAAGAAGAAGAUAAAGGCUGCAGUGAAGAAGAUGUAUGACAUUCAGACCAAGAAAGUGAAUACCUUGAUCAGGCCUGAUGGGACUAAGAAGGCAUAUGUGAGGUUGACACCUGAUUAUGAUGCACUGGAUGUGGCAAACAAGAUCGGUAUAAUCUAAGUAUUUUUUUUUCUAUCUUUCCAUCCUUUGUUAAAGAUUUGUUUUGAUUUAAGAAAUUCUAGUGAUUUUGAGAGCAGUUUUGUUUGAAUUGCCUAGUAUACAGAUGGAACUACAUUUUUUCUAUUUUAGCCUUCUUGAUUUAGUAUUUUUCCUCUGAAUGAUAUGGUAUUUUUCCUCUGCUAUUAAAGUACCCGAUCUGUUCGUAGCCCCACCUGGGGAAUCUA